Molecule: messenger RNA, 2214 nt
Organism: Anopheles darlingi
Lineage: Eukaryota; Metazoa; Arthropoda; Insecta; Diptera; Culicidae
Gene: Mccc2
Product: probable methylcrotonoyl-CoA carboxylase beta chain, mitochondrial
Exons: 2
Coding region: 113-1879 (588 amino acids)
Biological process (GO): L-leucine catabolic process
Cellular component (GO): mitochondrion; methylcrotonoyl-CoA carboxylase complex
Molecular function (GO): methylcrotonoyl-CoA carboxylase activity
Source: RefSeq, a predicted model, not a curated record
AUGUUUACAUAAUCACGCAAUUUAACCCGUUCCACACGCUCGAUCGAUCCAUCGAGGUGCGACAAAUUCCACCUUUUCCCACCUGUUGUGUUCCCUGGCCACACAGUGCAAGAUGUUGUCCAAAGCGCGAGUUUUGUUUUCCCGCACGAUUGCGCACCAGAGCUCGUUAGCCCGAUACCUCAGCCCGCAGCUGCGAUCGGUGCACGUUUCCGAGGCGAACGUGCUAGCCACGGAAGUGAACCGACAGUCCGAGGAAUUUAAGGAGAACUAUGGACAGAUGAGUGAACUGGUGGACAAUCUGAAGCGCAUAACCGGCGAAGUGCUGAACGGUGGAGGCCCUGAAGCGAUCAAACGUCACACCUCGAAGGGAAAGCUGCUGGCGCGCGAUCGUAUUGAUCGCCUGGUCGAUCCCGGAUCCCCGUUCCUGGAGCUGUCUACGUUGGCGGCACACGAAAUGUACGGCAAGGACGUGGUCAACUCGGCCGGUAUCGUCACGGGAAUCGGUCGUGUACAGGGCGUCGAGUGCGUGAUCGUGGCUAACGAUGCGACCGUUAAGGGUGGCUCGUACUAUCCGGUCACGGUGAAGAAGCAUCUUCGCGCCCAGGAGAUCGCACAAGAGAACAAUUUGCCCUGUAUCUAUCUGGUCGAUUCCGGUGGUGCGAAUCUGCCCCGCCAGGCUGAUGUAUUUCCGGACAAGAUGCACUUUGGUCGCAUUUUCUACAACCAGGCGAACAUGUCGGCACUGGGCAUUCCACAGAUUGCGGUCGUGAUGGGGAGCUGUACGGCCGGUGGUGCGUACGUUCCUGCCAUGGCCGACGAGAGUAUCAUCGUGAAGCGCCAGGGAACGAUCUUUCUCGCCGGACCUCCACUGGUACGGGCAGCCACGGGAGAGGUUGUUUCGGCGGAAGAUCUCGGAGGUGCCGAUCUGCACUGUCGCACAUCCGGUGUGACCGAUCAUUACGCAGUGGAUGACGAGCAUGCCCUGUACCUAGCGCGACAGGUCGUGAAGAAUCUAAAUCGUCCCGGUACGGCGACGUAUGAUGAGCUGGCCAGUACUAGCACGGCCACGAUGAUGGCCCACGAGGGUCUCACCUUCGGCAAGGAUCCGGAACCACCCCGCUACCCAGCAAGCGAUCUGUACGGUAUCGUGGGCUCAAAUCUGACGAAAAGUUUCGACGUACGGGAAGUGAUUGCACGCAUCGUUGACGGGAGUCGAUUCACCGAGUUUAAGAAGUUUUACGGCGAAACUAUCGUGUGUGGGUACGCGCGACUGUACGGCCAGCUGGUCGGCAUUGUCGGCAACAACGGUGUGCUGUUCUCCGAGAGUGCCCUCAAGGGGGCCCACUUCAUUCAGCUGUGCGCCCAGAAACGUAUUCCGUUGCUAUUCUUGCAGAACAUUACCGGAUUUAUGGUGGGUCGCGAUGCGGAAGCCGGUGGUAUCGCCAAGAAUGGGGCCAAGAUGGUGACGGCCGUCGCUUGUGCGAACGUACCCAAAUUAACGCUUAUCAUCGGUGGUUCAUAUGGUGCCGGCAACUAUGGCAUGUGCGGUCGAGCGUACUCACCUCGCUUCCUAUACAUGUGGCCUAACAGCCGCAUCUCGGUGAUGGGUGGUUCACAGGCGGCUGGUGUGCUAGCACAGAUUACUGAAGAGCAGUACCGGCGUACCGGACGCGAAUGGACCGAGGAGAUCGGGAAUCGUAUCAAGGCUCCGAUCGUGCAGCAGUUCGAAGCCGAAGGCUCGCCGUACUACAGUACCGCUCGGCUGUGGGACGAUGGUAUCAUCGAUCCGGUCGAUACCCGUCGCGUACUUGGAUUGAGUCUGCAGGCCGCUCUCAACCAACCAAUCGGUCAGAGCCGGUUCGGUGUGUUCCGCAUGUAGAGAACCAGCCUUCACCGAGCUCCGAGGACAAUGCCAGAAUUUUGCAUUUAUCUAGUAACUAAGCUCGAAAGCCAGAACCGUGUCUUGGGGUCGAAUGUAUGUUUGACUUCUCGCGGCGCGGAUUCCAGUAACCAGGGAAACCAGAAACGCAUUUCUUCCGAACACAUUGCAUUAUGAAUGCAUUCCAGCAAAAACAAUGAUUCACGAUUGUCGUGGUCGUCAUUGUCGGCGGUACAAAGUGCCAGAACCUAAUUCCGAUUUGUGUAAUUUUGUUAUUGGAACGGAUAUGUCUUUAUUAUGAAUAUUUUAAAUAUAUAUCCCCGAUUCUUCCUGAC